AUGUGUUUGCUUGCAUUAUACGUGAAAUGCUGGGGCGAAACAACGGUCAAAUGUUCUUGUUACCGUAGCCAGGGUUCACAGUAUCUUUUCUCGUUCUUUUUCUGCUUCGCCACUGCCGCCAUUCCGCUUACGGUAGCAGGUGGCAAUGUUUUUGUUGUCCUCAAGCUUGCUAUAACGAUGGAACUCAUGUACUAUGAAUCGCUCGUUUGGCGUGUGUCAUUGACACGUUAUUGCAGCGCGUGA
Molecule: messenger RNA, 243 nt
Organism: Gongylonema pulchrum
Lineage: Eukaryota; Metazoa; Nematoda; Chromadorea; Rhabditida; Gongylonematidae
Source: the annotation of a GenBank genome assembly